Messenger RNA from Galendromus occidentalis (western predatory mite), 2780 nucleotides. RefSeq names its product metastasis associated 1-like (gene MTA1-like). Gene Ontology annotation, molecular function: chromatin binding; transcription corepressor activity; histone deacetylase binding. Gene Ontology annotation, cellular component: NuRD complex; nucleoplasm. The transcript is spliced from 5 exons. NCBI's taxonomy places the organism in Eukaryota, Metazoa, Arthropoda, Arachnida, Mesostigmata, Phytoseiidae. The coding region runs from base 180 to 2465 and encodes 761 amino acids. The record is from RefSeq and is a predicted model, not a curated record. Gene Ontology annotation, biological process: negative regulation of transcription by RNA polymerase II.
ACAACGACAGCGCCGCUUUGCUGAUGCUAGGAUGCGGCAGCUCGACUGAGGGUUCGGCUCACUAUACAAUUGUGAAGUUCUAACUCGGAGGUCCUGUUGGUUGUACGUUCGCCAGCCGACGGGUCCGUCGUAGUGAGUCGUUCGAGUGAGCGAAACGAUCAAAAUUACGGCCGGUGACCAUGGCCGCCAACAUGUACCGGGUCGGAGACUAUGUCUACUUCGAAACCUCUUCCUCGACACCGUAUCAGAUAAGACGAAUCGAGGAACUCAUCAAAACUCCUAAUGGCAAUGUUGAGGCUAAGGUGAUGUGCUACUACCGGCGACGAGACAUAUCCUCGAACUUGAUCUCGCUCGCGGACAAACAUCAGUCCGUUGUGGAAGAGUUAGAAAAGUCGAAAGACAAGGAGAUCGAUCAAGCCAAGGAGUCCGCCAACAAAGAGACCAAGGACCCGGUGAAAGACCCUGCGAGAGACCCGAUCCAGGAAGCGCCAAAGGUCCUCGCAUCGCUAUCGGAAAAGGAGCGACAUCAGUUAAAACACCGAGAGUUGUUCCUCUCUCGUCAGAUGGAAACCCUGCCCGCGACGGCCAUUCGAGGGAAGUGCCAAGUUACUCUCCUGAACGAGACGGAAACAUUGGGAUCCUACCUCCACAAGGACGAUGCCUUCUUCUAUUCUCUCGUUUACGAUCCAGCGCAAAAAACUCUUCUAGCCGACAAAGGAGAAAUUCGCGUCGGUUCCAAAUAUCAAGCCGAGGUGCCACCGUGGGUUGCCCCCUCCGACCGAUCUCCGUCGCCCGAGAUCGAACGCGACACGCUCACAUAUUCCCCAGACCACGGGCUGGACGAUAAAACCAUCGACCAGUUUUUGGUCAUCUGCCGAUCCGUUGGAACAUUCGCUCGCGCUUUGGAUUGCUCGAGCAGUGUCAAGCAACCGAGUCUUCACAUGAGCGCAGCAGCUGCAUCGAGAGACGCGACGCUAUUCCACGCGAUGGACGUUCUCCAUCGACAGAAUUACGAUAUUAGCAAAGCAUUGUGUUCUCUGGUGCCGACGAGCGGUCCCGUCUUGUGCAGGGACGAAAUGGAGGAAUGGUCGGCAUCUGAAGCCAACUUGUUCGAGGAGGCUCUCGAGAGAUACGGCAAGGAUUUCAACGAUAUCCGCGCCGACUUCCUCCCCUGGAAAAGUCUCAAGAGCAUCGUCGACUACUAUUACAUGUGGAAGACGACCGACCGUUACGUUCAGCAGAAGCGUGUCAAAGCCGUCGAGGCCGAGUUCAAGCUCAAGCAAGUGUACAUUCCUAACUACAACAAAAACGAGUCGUCCUUGAGCAACUUGUCAAGUAGUCGUUUGUGCGAAAGUUGCUACACGAGCACCAGCGGUCAGUGGUACUCAUGGGGACCGGCUCACAUGCAAUGUCGGCUCUGCAGUCUGUGCUGGCCAUACUGGAAGAAGUACGGUGGCCUCAAGUUCCCGACGAAAAUGGAAGCUGUAGGAUCUGUUGACCUGUCGACGACCGGCAAUGGAGCCACUCUCAUUCCUUCGGCGAGUAGUUCCGCUCGAGGAUUGCCCGCGGCUGCGUUGGUUGGUCUACCUUCACCGAACCCUGGAGUUCCUCCUCUGGGAGCAGCCGCGAAUCUCGCUCUGGUUCAGCAGCUGGCGACCAUGAAGGACGGACCAUGCAGAUGUCCGAUGUGUGGCAAGGAGUUCAAACAGAAAGCUCACCUCGUCAGGCACUGCAUAACCAAUCACGGUCUGAACAUGAAUCUCCCGACGGCUGCGACCCCGAACCCCUGCAUGCCGUUGUCGUUGAUGCGGAGCUCGUCGCCGAGGCCCAUUGUGAAGACGAGGGCCGCCUUCUACCUGCAUACGACGCCUCAAACGAAGCAGCUUCGACGACAGUGCAAAGCCAUUAUCAAGCCCCGACACGCUGCCCGGAACCCGUUCUCGAGCGUGGAUUUAGCGACGAUCCGACUCGAGAUGCAAACGAAGCCCUUGGUCGGCAUCGUUCCGAAAAAAAUGAAGAACAGAGGACAUGUGGUCGACGUCUCGCAUCGUCUCGGAAUGCCCCAGAUACCGAAACCGGAGUUCCUGCUCCCCACACCACCGGAAAAAAUGUAUAAAGCAUUUCCCGAAGCCUUCCCUCACAAAGCUUCCUUGAAACGAGCGGCAGCCCAGGACGCCGCGAUCGCUGCCAAGCGAUUAGCGUUACAGAGCGACUUCUCGAAUACCCCGGUGCCAGCGAACCUGUCCGUUGCUAGUGUACCCGCGGCCGCUAUCAAGUCGACUAGAAAGCACAUCGGCAAUUGGAAUCCUACUCAGGGAAAUCAACCGGACGAUCAAUUUUUCAAAGCGACAUCAUCGAUCAAAAAAGUCCGAAAAACGAAACUCAGCCUCCUACAGAUACGUCGGUUCGCGCGUCGCGCGACGAAAUACGCUUUCAACAUGAAUAAGCCGAAUCUCGCUCCAUAGGUAGUGGGAAAGUCUCCCGACGCGAAAGUCUUCUUGUGAAGCGAGUGGGAAUAGCUGGGAUUUGGUACUGGUUUAUUUAGUGGACGACAGAAGAACUCACUCUUGUACUUAUUUAUAAAAACAAAACACGACGAUCCAUGACUUGGGGUAGGUCUUUGCUGAGUGCGCGAGACGUCGGCACGAGUAUAUAUAUAUAUAAAUAAAUAUAUGAAUAUAUAUAGAUAUAAAUGAACGGACGAAUAAAUGGAAGACUGCACCCCCCUCGAAUCGACCGAUUCUGAAUAAAAUAGACUCAACUGCUAUGGUGUUGAUACA